Messenger RNA from Wallemia mellicola CBS 633.66, 303 nucleotides. RefSeq names its product ubiquitin-related modifier 1. Gene Ontology annotation, cellular component: cytoplasm; nucleus. NCBI's taxonomy places the organism in Eukaryota, Fungi, Basidiomycota, Wallemiomycetes, Wallemiales, Wallemiaceae. The transcript is spliced from 3 exons. Gene Ontology annotation, biological process: tRNA thio-modification; protein urmylation. The coding region runs from base 1 to 303 and encodes 100 amino acids. Gene Ontology annotation, molecular function: protein tag activity. The record is from RefSeq and is a predicted model, not a curated record.
AUGUCAACGACAACGAAUUUAAAAAUUGAAUUUGGUGGUGGUCUCGAGAUUCUCUUCAACAACACACCAGAGUUGAACGUUAGCCUGAGCACGCAAGGAAAGCCAACGGUGAGGGAUCUAAUCAAGCAUCUCGCUGAUGAGCACAUCAACGAACGUAAGGAAUUAUUUAUUGAGGGUGAUACAGUGCGUCCAGGUAUCCUCGUCUUGAUAAAUGACUGCGACUGGGAGCUUCGCGAUGAGCUCGACGGUGAACUUGAACAAGGUGACGUCGUCGUCUUCAUUUCAACUCUUCACGGUGGAUAG